AUGCUGGCGGCCAUAUGCGGUGUCGUUAGCACUGAAAUGGUCCCAUCAGUCAAGGAUUGUCUCAUCGCAAAAGGGCAGCCAUCAGAAGAGCGUAUUGACACAUCAUUGGACAGCCAUACGAAAAAUUUCAUUCAAUUACAGGAUACUGGGUCAAUAACAGCAGCAACGCACGUUAGUGAGCCAGCAGAUCGAAUCAAGUUAGAGGAAGGAAAAACUGUACGCAAUGUCGUCACGUUAAGCAAACCACCAAGGCCAAUCAUUCCGACGCGUAAAGCUAAAGCAACAUUCAUGAUGUUAGUUCGAAACGAGGAUCUGUAUGGAGCUCUGCGCACAGUUCAACAGAUUGAAGAUCGGUUUAACUAUCGGUAUGAAUAUCCAUAUGUGUUCUUGAAUGAUAAACCAUUUUCAGGUCAUUUCAAAGAGAAGAUGAGGAAGAUGUCCAAGGCCGAGAUGGUUUUUGCGCAGAUACCGCAUGAGCAUUGGAGUUAUCCAGCAUGGAUCUCACAGAAAAAAGCAGCGGAGACUAGGGAAAGAAUGAAGAAUGUUAUUUAUGGAUCCAGUGAGAGCUACCGGCAUAUGUGCAGGUUUCAGUCGGGCUUCGUUGCUCAACAUGAAGCUUUAUUGGCAUUCGAUUACUUUUGGCGAAUCGAGCCAGAUGUGAAGUAUUCGUGUGAUGUUGAUUUUGACCCAUUCUUGUACAUGCAUGACAAUAAUAAGAAAUACGCAUUCACAAUUUCUCUCUACGAGUACUCGGAGACAAUUCGUGGGUUAUGGAAUGCCACCAAAAUCUUUAUGGAAAGAAACCCUCAGUUCAUAGCUCGUAACAAUGCUCUAAGCCUAAUUUCUGAUGACAAGGGCGGGACUUAUAAUAACUGUCAUUUCUGGUCCAAUUUUGAGAUUGUAGACGCGCGUUGGAUGCGUAGUGAAGCAUUCCAAGCAUAUUUUGAUCACCUUGAUCACCAAGGUGGCUUCUUUUAUGAACGUUGGGGUGAUGCGCCGGUUCAUACGAUUGCCGCAGUGUUAUUACUGCCUAUUAACCAGAUUCAUUUCUUUCGAGAAAUUGGAUACUAUCAUGAGCCGUUUCACAAUUGCCCAGCAGAACCUCAUUUGCAGUUGAAGUGCCAUUGCGAUCCGGAAUUAAAUGCGAAUCUUGAGCGUUUUACAUGCACUAGCAAGUUUCUGGACCUGGCAGGAGAGGAAAGGAUAGUUUUUCCCGAGGAAGUAGAUGACUAG
Lobosporangium transversale is the source of this 1233-nucleotide messenger RNA. Its product is annotated as nucleotide-diphospho-sugar transferase. Bases 1 to 1233 code for a protein of 410 amino acids. Gene Ontology annotation, biological process: cell wall mannoprotein biosynthetic process; protein N-linked glycosylation. Gene Ontology annotation, cellular component: membrane; Golgi apparatus. Lineage: Eukaryota; Fungi; Mortierellomycota; Mortierellomycetes; Mortierellales; Mortierellaceae. The record is from RefSeq and is a predicted model, not a curated record. Gene Ontology annotation, molecular function: alpha-1,2-mannosyltransferase activity. The transcript has 5 exons.